This is a messenger RNA of Mytilinidion resinicola, 687 nucleotides long. RefSeq lists its product as uncharacterized. The record is from RefSeq and is a predicted model, not a curated record. Lineage: Eukaryota; Fungi; Ascomycota; Dothideomycetes; Mytilinidiales; Mytilinidiaceae. The transcript has 4 exons. The coding region runs from base 1 to 687 and encodes 228 amino acids.
AUGGAUGACGAAGACGAGCCGAGCGACUUAUUUGCUUUCAGUGAGGAUCUUGUGCAACUUCCCAAAUACAAAGCUGCCGGUGUGUCAACCGUGGACUUUGAUGGACUGCUCUCGACUCCAUUGAAGCUCAAGGAGGACUUGUCGGAGGGAUGUGGGGGCCAGCUUUGGCCCGCGGGCAUGGUUCUCGCCAAAUAUAUGCUUCGAGUGCAUAAAAAUAACCUGAAAGGAAAAACGAUAGUUGAACUCGGUGCAGGAGGCGGUCUCGUCGGCCUGGCCGUUGCAAUCGGCUCCCAGAUUGACCAGCCCCUUCUCAUCACUGACCAGAAGCCAAUGUUCGCCCUGAUGGAGCAGAAUAUUGUUCUCAACGGGCUAGAAACAAAAGCAAAAGCCGCGAUCUACGACUGGGGAGAACCAGCUCCGUCGGAAGUUCCAAGUCAUCCCGACAUCAUCCUUGCGGCUGAUUGCGUCUACUUUGAGCCUGCUUUCCCGCUUCUUCAAAAGACGUUAGAAGACCUCAUCGGGGAGAAGACCGUUUGCUACUUCUGCUUCAAGAAGCGGAGGAGGGCGGACCUGCACUUCAUGAAGGCAAUUCGAAAGAAGUUUGAUGUCAGGGAAGUGAGCGAUGACUCAGACAAGGUGUCUUAUCAGCGCGAGAACAUCUUUCUUCACACGAUUACGAGAAAAUGA